Molecule: messenger RNA, 762 nt
Organism: Didymodactylos carnosus
Lineage: Eukaryota; Metazoa; Rotifera; Eurotatoria; Philodinida; Philodinidae
Source: the annotation of a GenBank genome assembly
AUGAUUAUGAUUUUGGUGUGGACGGUUGUUAUGGGCGGAAUUUUAAUUAUAAUAAGACAAGUCAACAUUGAUCAAUCUCCACAUGAUGCAGCCAUUGUCGCCAAAUUAUCAUCAUCGGAAAUCAAUGAAAAUGCAAUUUUAAAUAAAAAUUUAUUACAAAAACAAUUACCACAAUUUCGUUCAACAAAUGGAACAAUAACUGGUUUACUUGAAGUUACAAAACGUUUAUCAGAAUGUGGUGUUUACCGUUUAGCUGAAUGGUACAAGUUUUACCAAAUAUUGAUUACUUUACCAUUAGGUGCUAAUGAAUGCGAAAAGUCAUUUAGUGCAUUAACAAGAAUCAAAACAAAGUUACGUAACAGACUUGAAAAUCAUACACUUGAAACAACAGUUAAAUAUGCAAUAAUGAAACUAUAUAUGAACAAUGAUGACACUGACUAUAUUGUUUCAAAUUUUUAUGCUAAUCUUACAACAGCAAGAUCUCGAAACCCUUCAACAACAUGUGUUGAUACACAAGUUGAAUUAUAUAUUCCACGAAAAUGUUCACCAUCAAAUACAAUUAUAGCCGGUAAAGAUCAUGCAGCCAUUCAACUUGAUAUAGCCGAUAUUGAUCAACAAACCGGUCUUAUAACGGGAAAAUCAAGAACAUAUGCAAUUUGUGGAUCAAUUCGAAUGAUGGGUGAAUCUGAUGAUUCCAUUACACGAAUGGCAUUGAGAGGCGGUUUAUUAGCUAUAAAUUUUAGUGCAAAUGACAAUAAAUGA